GCUCUGAUCUCGGUUACGCCCAAAAAAAUCGCUGGAAACCGUCUGGUGAGAUUCCUGAUUGCCACGCAAGAAGUGGACAAAAGCAUGGUUGGUCAGCUCAGUAAGAUGAACUUGGAGAAGCUCGACACUAUUUACAACUUUAAGCAGCAUUACCCUUUCACGGAACUCGGAACCCAGAGAAGAUGUCGACAUCAACAAUGCUCAUGACGAAUAUGAUAAUUCAAGUGACAUCAAUGAUAAUGAAAUUCACAAAGCCGCCAUGAGUCCUGAGCAGAUGAAAAUGCCGCCUAGCUAUUGGCUGACAUUUAAUCCGCAAAAUGUACGGUGAUUUAGAUAAGAGGAUCCAAAAACCAUGCACAGCCUACGCACCUUAUUCAGAAUGUUCUCAUAGUCGUUGCCACUGUUCUUUAGUCUUGGAGUCUAUGCAGAAGACACCGUUGACGUUUUCAAUGCUGAAAGAACGCUGGACGAUUGGAACAAUCCCCUUCUGAACAAAGAUUUUGUCUUCGUCAAUUUUUAUGCCGAUUGGUGCAGCUUCAGCAAGUUGCUGGCUCCUCAAUGGCAGCAAGUAUAAUAGCCGAUGACUCAGCUCUGUCGCCAAUAGUACAUUUCGCUCGAGUAGACUGCGAUUUGAGUCCAAUGGACGAAUUGUGCGAUUACUACAACGUGCACAAUUAUCCCACGGUGACCUUAAUAAAACAUGGUAAACGGGGAAGAGGUUCGGAAUACCGAGGUAAGUGCUGAGGGACUCAUGGAUUUUCUCAAGGCACAAGCAAGGGAUGCAGUUUCAGUUGCGACAUCGUCUGAUUUGUCGCACAGCUUACAGCCACGAGAUGUCGUCCCUGGAACUGGAGAAAAGUCCGAAAAACCAGUCAUCAUUCUUGCUAAAGUCCGAGAAGGCCAAGAAGAAAAUUUGGAUCUUCUAAGGAAAGUCAGCACGCACUUUUUGGACACCGAGUGCAAUUUUCACGUCAACGUCGUCCCAGGAGAAUUAGAAACCAGUGUAACCAGCUUUGAUGCAGUGCCUGGGAAUGAAAAAUCUUUUCCAGGCCAAAUGCAAAACUUCCUGGAGCUUUUACAAUGGGCCAGGUCCCAAUGCGUCCCAUUGGUCAGAGAACUCAAGUUUGAAAAUGCUGAAGCACUGACAGAAGAAGGUUUACCUUUUCUGGUUUUGUUCCGGGACCCUGACGAUGAAGCAAGCUUGCAAAUUUUUCGCGACAUCAUCAAUGACGAACUUCCGGGAGAGCAGGACAAAGUGAACUUCCUAUAUGCUGACGGAUUCGUUUUCAAACACCCUUUGGAGUACUUGGGAAAAACUCCGCAGGACUUUCCAGUGAUUGCAUUGGAUGAUUUCAACUACAUAUUUGGCCUUCCAACUGAUGCAAACUUUGAAGACCCAGGAGUACUAAAAGCAUUUAUUCAAGAUCUUCAUUCUGGGAAAUUGCACGAAGAUUUCCAUAGCGGGGAACCCCUAGCCAUACGUGUGGGAGAUUCCGGAGAUGGGGAUCCCCAGAUUGGAUCCUCCUCUCUAUCCUGA
Messenger RNA from Notodromas monacha, 1537 nucleotides. The record is from the annotation of a GenBank genome assembly. Lineage: Eukaryota; Metazoa; Arthropoda; Ostracoda; Podocopida; Cyprididae.